Messenger RNA from Lemur catta (Ring-tailed lemur), 1593 nucleotides. RefSeq names its product bile acid-CoA:amino acid N-acyltransferase (gene BAAT). The record is from RefSeq and is a predicted model, not a curated record. NCBI's taxonomy places the organism in Eukaryota, Metazoa, Chordata, Mammalia, Primates, Lemuridae. Gene Ontology annotation, cellular component: peroxisome. Gene Ontology annotation, biological process: acyl-CoA metabolic process; fatty acid metabolic process. The coding region runs from base 105 to 1367 and encodes 420 amino acids. The transcript is spliced from 3 exons. Gene Ontology annotation, molecular function: fatty acyl-CoA hydrolase activity.
UCUAUUUUGAGAUUUUUUUUCACGUGUCACUGACUUGAAACUUAUAUUUUGAGGUUUUGCUGAAGAUAUUUCUGAAGAACCAUCCACGGUGUCGCACUGCACAAAUGAUUCAGUUGACAGCUACCCCUGUUACUGCCCUUGUUGAUGAGCCAGUACAUAUCCGAGCUACAGGCCUGACCCCCUUUCAGGUGGUGAGUCUUCAGGCAUCACUGAAAGAUGAAAGGGGGAACAUGUUUUAUUCUCGAGCCUACUAUAGGGCCAAUGAAAUUGGUGAAGUGGACCUGGAGCGUGAUUCUUCACUCGGAGGGGAUUAUGUGGGCCUCCACCCCAUGGGUCUCAUCUGGUCCCUGAAACCUGAAAAUUUAUUAACUAGACUAAUGAAAAGAGAUGUGAUGAAUAGCCCCUUCCAGGUCCAAUUAAAACUUUAUGACCUAGAUUUACUACUAGACAAUAAACCUAUCAGUUCUCUAAAGGCAAGCCUGACUUUGGAGAGGUGGUAUGUGGCACCUGGUGUCACACGGAUCCUGGUUCGAGAAGGCCACCUUCGAGGAGCCCUCUUUCUCCCUCCAGGAGAGGGACGUUUCCCGGGGGUGAUUGAUUUGUUUGGUGCUACGGGUGGACUGAUUGAAUUUCGGGCCAGUCUUCUAGCCAGCCAUGGCUUUGCCUCCUUGGCCUUGGCUUACUGUGGCUAUGAAGAUCUGCCACCCCACCCAGAGAUAAUAGAUUUGGAGUAUUUUGAGGAAGCUGUCAACUUUCUCCUUAGACAUCCUAAGGUCUGUGGCCCAGGCAUUGGGGUAGUCUCCAUAUGCAAAGGGGCUGAGAUUGGACUCUCUAUGGCUGCUCACCUAAAACAAAUCACAGCCACUGUACUUAUUAAUGGACCCACCUUUGCUGUUGGAGUUCCACAGGUAUAUCGUGGUCAGAUCUAUCAGCCUGUUCCCUACUCUACACAAUUAAUAACCAUCAGUAACUUGGGGUUAGUAGAGUUUUAUCACCUGUAUGAAGAAAUUGGAGCUGAGGCCAGUCAGUCUUUUUUUCCUAUUGAAAAGGCCCAGGGACAUUUCCUCUUCAUUGUGGGAGAAGAAGAUAAGAAUAUCAACAGCAAAACAAAUGCUGAGCAAGCCAUAGAACAGCUGAGAAGGAAUGGGAAGAACAACUGGACCUUGCUGUCUUACCCUGGAGCAGGCCACCUGAUAGAGCCUCCUUACUCUCCACUGUGCCUUGCCUCAGGGAUCAGCACUCUCUGCUCAGCCUUACACUGGGGAGGAGAGGUGAUUCCACAUGCAGCGGCACAGGAACAUGCUUGGAAGGAGAUCCAGAAAUUUCUCAGGAAGCAUCUCAUUCCGACUGCGACCAGUAAACUCUGAGAACACUAGAUAUUCCUAGGUAAUAGAGAAGUAAAUCUCUUUACCAGCACCUCUUUUUUGGUUUUUUUUACACAGCUGAUUGGACUGAAAGCACCGCUUGAUUUUUGCAGAAGAAUAUGUUUUUUUUUUUUCUUUCACAUUUUAUGUCAAUUUGAAUGGUAAAAAUGGCACAGGAGUAAAAACCUGAUAUUUCACUUACAUUGCACAACCAGCUAACCAAACUGGA